Molecule: messenger RNA, 1728 nt
Organism: Trichoderma atroviride IMI 206040
Lineage: Eukaryota; Fungi; Ascomycota; Sordariomycetes; Hypocreales; Hypocreaceae
Biological process (GO): ribosome-associated ubiquitin-dependent protein catabolic process; rescue of stalled cytosolic ribosome
Cellular component (GO): RQC complex
Source: RefSeq, a predicted model, not a curated record
AUGUCGACAAGACAGCUUCGCAAGCUGCAGAAGCAGAGAGAGCUAGAGGCAAAGGCUGCGCAAGAGUCUGAAGGCAGCGAUGGCGAUGCCAGCAAUGACGAAAUUGCUCCUGUAGUGGCAAAACCUCGGGCCAAUCUGUUUGCUGCGCUCGGAGGCGACGAUGGUGACGGUGGUGAUGAGAGCGAAGAGGUAGAGCAAGAAGCAAAAGCUCCGGUAUCGCCUGUGGAAGAGCCAGCUGCUCCAGCUGCUGCGCGGAAGAGCAAAAAGAAGAAGAAGAAGAGCAAGAAAAAUAAGGCGGCGGCUCAGGCCCAGGACGCUGAGCAUAGCGAAGAUGAUGAGAUUGACCGAGCAAUCAGAGAGUUGAAAAUCGAGCCGCGGGUUCAGGAUGGGUCAUCUCAGGACAAUGGUUCAGCGCUCAACAACAUUCUGAAAAUCAAUCCGUAUAACCUCAAAGUGGCCAAUGAGAUGCGAAACCUAUUCGGCCGGGACAUCAUUGAGUCGGCAGCGGUGGAUGAGGAGGAGCAGCGCCGCGGGACACGCCGAAGGAAUAUGCCGCAGCAGAUGGACAUUGAGACUUUCCUCAAGUGGCCGACGGAUGGCCGCAAGCUGCCUGAGAGCUCUCGGAAGCGCAACGUCUUCAUCCAUGGAAGAGACCACUGGCCGCUGAGGCCGACUGGAGGCCUGUCUAUGAAAGAGCUUGGCAAGACUGCUGAUGGGACUGGAGUGGAAUACACUUUCGUGCACAACAAGGACUACGACGACGUCCAGACCAUGUUUUUCGUACAGGUGCAGAUGGGAGACCCCAUGAGGAUGGUGUACUUGCUCAAAAGAUUUCCCUACCAUGUCUCUACUCUACUCCAAGUGAGCAGCGUUGCAAAGCAGGACCAGAACAUGGCCCUCUCUGCAGAGCUUUGUGAGCGCGCCUUGUUCAGCUUUGGCCGAGUGGCGCUCUCGUCAUUCAAGCAAAAUCUCGAGCAUGGAAUGGCUCGCUUGGAUUUCAGAAGGCCGGAGAACCGCCAGUUCUGGCUCGCCGGAUACCACUACAUAAAAAGCCUCAUCAGGAAGGGAACUUAUAAGACUGCACUGGAGUGGGCGAAGCUGCUCUACUCCCUGGACCGUAGCGAUCCUUAUGCGAUGAGGCAUAUGAUUCACUCUCUGGCUCUCAAGGCACACGAAUCGGAUUGGCUCCUUGAUUUCUUGGGCCAAUUAGACACGAAAGGCGAGAGAGAAGACUCCGCAUACCUUAUGCAGAGUCGAGUAUUGGCGAGACUACAGGUUGGCGAUGCUGAGAAGGCUAGGCAAGAUAUCGUCGAUGGAAUGAAGAAAGUUCCCUGGUUAUACUCGGCUUUAUUCCAAACAUUGAACCUUGACAUCCCACAAUCCAUCUGGGGCGUCAAAGCUGAGGGAGGUGCCCGCCCCUUUUUGACGCAAUUAUACGUGCAUCAAGUAGGAGACUUAUGGAACAGCCCCGAAGCAAAGUCACUCUUGGAGGAUGUAGCCAAGGGCAUCGAUCGGGCAGACAUUGACAAAACAGAGGCUACAAGCGACCUGAAAAUUGACAUGGGCCUCGCCAGAUUAAUCUUCUUAAAUGGGGAGACAUCUCUCAUGGGGCUCUUGCCAUGGGACGUAUUUGACCAGCAGCCCAACUACGAAUUCGAUCCGCUGCCGCCCGCGGAGGAAGACAACAUCUUCACGGCUGAAGGAUGCAGGCUCCCCUGGCGCGAGCGA